GGAGUUUUUGAUAUGUUUAUCCAAGUUCUGGGGAUUUCCAACCACACAGAAUGAUUUAUUUUAAGGAACUAAGAAAAACAAGAGUUAUCCAAACACUUUUUGAAGAAGAUAAUAUUGCAGAAUUUGGAAUCAAAACACUGAAAAAGAACCUUAAGGAAGCUCGUGAAAUUGAGAACAAUAUAAAAAGCAAACCUCUGUACAGCAAGUUUUUAGACUCAGCAAUGUGGAAUAACUCACUCUCAAAUACAAAUCAAAGACGUACGAGGAGAUCGAAUUAUGAAGAAAUUAAGGAUGAAGAUAGUAAAAGUUCUUCAGAAGAGGACAGUCCAAAAUCACAGAAGAAUACUUCUAAACCAAGAAGAAGACCUAACAAGAGAGCCAGAAGAUCCCUUGAUGAAUCUUCUGAGCAAACCCCACCAAGGAAAGACACAAGAAAGAAUAAUAAGACCAAAGGACGCAAAAAUAAGAGAACUCAGCCCAACACUAGAAGCAAAAUGAAGCCCCAGGAAGAAUCAAAGGAGGAAACAAAUUAUCGUCCCAAGAAGAGAGAGCUCAAAAAAUUCCCUGCAAAGAGAAGAAGAUAAUAAAGACUCUCAAGAAGAGCAAAUCUGUACUUCAAGUAGGAGACAGAAGAGGCAAGACACAAUGUGCCCUUCAAAAUCAGAAGACCCCAAUGCUAUCACUGGGGAGGACGAACAGAUCGGACCUAAAACCUGGCUGGCACUUAAACUUAACAAUCUGAAGCACAUGGAGUUUCUCACAUUCCUGAACAAGAGAAUGCCAGACAUUUAUAUGCUUGAUCUUCAAUACAUGCCAUUGAAUUGUCAAGAAGUCAAGACUUUCCUGUCCGCAUAUUUCCCCAACAAAGUGAAGGCAUUAAAGUUUAACUUAAACUCUCCUU
Molecule: messenger RNA, 901 nt
Organism: Moneuplotes crassus
Lineage: Eukaryota; Ciliophora; Spirotrichea; Euplotida; Euplotidae
Source: the annotation of a GenBank genome assembly